Striga asiatica is the source of this 2516-nucleotide messenger RNA. The record is from the annotation of a GenBank genome assembly. Lineage: Eukaryota; Viridiplantae; Streptophyta; Magnoliopsida; Lamiales; Orobanchaceae.
GGGCAAUCACGAAGACUGCCAAUACCUUCACCAGUGAUUAACUCAUUUAUCAGAUCUUUAAAGAUCAGACGCUCAAUGUCCAACACUAAAGCUGGAACCUCACCACCGUAAUUCACCCAAUCAUCUUGAUACAUCAUGUCUGCAGUCAGGAGUCUGUUCAUUUCAUCUUCCUCAUCAUCAAGACUGCUGUCCUGUAUCCUGCAGGCACGGUCCAUCUCGAUAUACACUUCUUUUAACAGCACCUGUGGACUAGUCAUUUUGUUCCCUGAUGUAAACAAUCCGCCCGAGGUGAUCUUUCGGACAAGUGUUUCAUCAACCAAAUCAAAAAUAAUUUUUCUCUCUAUUCUUUUGUUGUUCAACUUCAUGAUAUCACUCUUUGGACUGAUUUCCUCUGUUUGCUCGAGGACAUGAAACAUGUUAGGGUUUAUCAGAUGGCAUGAGGAAAGGAGCUGAUCAGCAGGUGAGAUGACGCUCGGAUGUUUGAGGAGUCCUGAUGUCAGCAGUAUCCUGUUGAUAUAUUUGUGAUCUGGGUGGAGGCUCUGGUAUAAUAGUGAAUGGUGACCCACAGCCGUUGGAUCGGGCUUGGUCGACAAUGCAUGUCUUCUCUAAUCAUUGACACGGAAUUCUGAGGACAUAAAAACAUCUGUAUUGACUAAAUGUACCAGGUCUAUAACAUCUGUUGCUGCCUGUGAGACUUGGCUGUUGCUGCUGUCUGACACUACAGAAGCUGUGUCGUGCUGAUAGCUCGAAUGCCUCGUCUCACUGCUAAGCUCACCCAAGUGCUCAUCACUGAACUGCAUAUCAUUUGGUUUUACUUUGUAUUUUCUGUUCCGAGAACCUUUUUCCGUAAGAUUCUUUCUGCAAUGAUUUUUAACCUGGACCGAGUCUGGUGAUGGGGUGGUGGGUGGAGAUUGUCCUUCUAUCCUGAGUACAUUAUGUUGCAAUCUUGGGCUCACCACUACCUUCUUGCGCUGAGGCCCCACCAUAGUUCUAUCUAGUUCUGAAGCUCCCCGAGAAGUCCUUUUGUCUGUAGAAAAUAUUUUGUUCUUGGAUGUGAGCACUUUUGUUUCUGGCCUGGUAACUGAAUUUUCCAAGUAAUACUUGGAGUUUCGUGUCCGGACUUCUUGCUUAUUUGGAAUUGGAAAUCUGACUUUUUCCAUCACUUUUGCUGGUUUGAUUAUUGGAACUGGCGAGCCUAAUUGCUUUGGAUUGCAAUGACCCUCGAUGUAUAUGUUUAAGAGCCCUGAGAUCCUUACCCGACUUCUGGAAUUGAAGUUCUGUUAUCCUCUUCUCGAUUUCACCAUAGACCGAAGAAGAUACGUUUCGGCUGUUAGUUGGUGAUCUCCUUUUGUCUAAGGCUACUUUCGCAGAACCUUGGCUCGAAUCUUGUUGCCUCCACGGAGCUGGUUCGAUCGGAAUUCUUGAACACGUAUUCGUUUUUCUACCAAAAUUCGCACCAUGAGAUCUUGGGGACGGUGAGGCGGGGUCGUUUGGAGGAAAUCGAGGUGAAAAAUAACUAGCUUGAUUUUGAGGUGUUAAGGAUGAGUUUUCAAGGAAAGCUUCGUUAGGACACGAUUUUGUUGUUGGGGUCCCAUUCUCAUCUGCGGUGGGGUCCGGGAAGUUUUCAAGACCCAUCAGCUUUGCCACAAUGCUGGAUGUCCGGUUGUGCCCGGGAUUCUCGUUUUCCGCAUGCGGGUCCUGGUCGAGGAAAUUCCUUCUCGACUCGUGGGCCCAACACUUCUUCAUGGAACUAGCUUUGCUGUCCAACGACAGCCUCGGGAGUUCUUUGUGCUUCGCCGCGGCCCACCUGAGCCCAUCCCGCGAUUCUCUCCCGUCGUAAGAAAAACGAGGAAGGCCAAUCGACGGCCGCUCGUCCUUUGAGAUUCUUGUGAUCUCGUGGGCCCCAGCAAGAACUCGACCGGAUCCUUCGGAUAUUAAUAUGUGCUCGGUGUUUGAUGGACAGGCCACGGGCUUCCCGAUACAUUGAAUCUUUCACUACAUCACGAAGGUCGAGGGAUUGUGGUUCUUUAGUGCUUUCGGGUUUAUUUUUCUGUCUGAGUGGAAGUGUUUCGGGCUGGGCUAUUCUGUUGAAAUCGAGGGACGACGAGAAUGUGGAUGUACAAGAAGAUUCGGUGGAGAUUCUGGGUUUCUCCUUAUGCGACUUGCGAGCUUUUUCCUACAAAUAAAAGAGAAGGGAGAAAGGUAUGUUUGGGAUCUUACGGUGAUGGCGCCGGUUGCAUACUGGGGUUCCAGUUGGUGUUGUGUACCUUGAAGAACACAAAAGGUCUUGGAAAAUUACGUACCUUGAAGAAGCCUUUUAUGAUGGUGGCCGCCCACACGCCGCCCGGUCCAUGUGGACACUGUGAACUGCUGAAAAUGGCAUGUGGAGUGUAUUGGUGCACUGGCAGAACCCUUUUGAGUCUUAACCACUUUUCCAACUGGUAAGUCCCAACCCAAUCCUCUAAAAAGCAACAUGAAGAUUUUUCCACAAACAGUAUUAUUAUUAUUAUUAUUAU